Molecule: messenger RNA, 1044 nt
Organism: Grosmannia clavigera kw1407
Lineage: Eukaryota; Fungi; Ascomycota; Sordariomycetes; Ophiostomatales; Ophiostomataceae
Exons: 2
Coding region: 1-1044 (347 amino acids)
Source: RefSeq, a predicted model, not a curated record
AUGGAGCCAUCAGCCGAGGGAUUGCAGCUGACAGAGACGAAUCUGAAGAAGCUGCAGCCGUCGCUCAUCCGGCCGAUGUCGCCCAUGUCCAUAUCGUCGGGCGAAGAUGAAGUGGUGGCCGAUCUGGCGAAGCCGGAGCGCAUUGCGCGACUGAAGUCGUGGGUAUACAAUGCCAUGCAGACGUUGGUGGGCCUGGGAAGCGAAGGGCGGGGCGUUGUGGAGGCAGACGAGCUAUAUGUGGCUGGGCCGGGCGACGUGCGACUGCGAGGGGCGGACUCGAAGACGGCCGGGACGCGAAAGCGGAUGUGUCCAGCCGAGGACGGCGAAGUCGAUGCAGGCGCAGACAUGGUACAACCAGACCUCAGCGACGCGGAGUACUGGGAGACGAAGCUGCGGUACCUCGAGGCCCGGUGCCAGCCGCUGUGCCAAGAGCGGAGGAAGCGGCGACGAUUGGAGCCGGCAGCAGAAGAGCAGGAAAAGAAAACAGCAGCAGUAGCAGCCGCAGCAGAAGAGGCAGAGGGAGCGCGGGCAGAGUGUUUGCGUAUCGAAGAGAGCAGGCUGCUGUGGCGAGACAAGCAAGACGCCAUCGACGUCUGGAUCCGAGGUCUUCCACCCAUCGAACGGCCAAGACAGUUCAGUCCGAUUCCCGACGACAGCCACUCUUCCCCGACCAGCCGCUCGUCCUACGACAGCAGCCACAGCAAGGACACCAACAAGCCCCCGUCAUCUGACUCGUCCAUCAUCGAGAUCACGUCGACGCAGUUCUCACAUGCGGUCGGGGGGCGGCAGCGGGCACCAGAUGCACCAGAUGCAUCCAUGACGGCCGUCGCGGGAACAGCGACACAGAACAACAACACACAAGAGAGGGCUGUGGCUUUGGGUACUACGACGCUGUGGAAGAAGGAAGACGGGGAAUAUAGAGGGGUGACACACCUCACGUCGCCGCCCGAGUCGCAGGGGGCCACAAACACGUUGGACAAGGCGUUUAAGGGCUUGGGCAAGCGACGGCGAUCGGAGGGGCAAGUGGCGCAAUGGGGAGGAUGA